Dermacentor albipictus is the source of this 7296-nucleotide messenger RNA. RefSeq names its product plexin-B-like. NCBI's taxonomy places the organism in Eukaryota, Metazoa, Arthropoda, Arachnida, Ixodida, Ixodidae. Gene Ontology annotation, biological process: regulation of cell migration; sensory neuron axon guidance; motor neuron axon guidance. The record is from RefSeq and is a predicted model, not a curated record. Gene Ontology annotation, molecular function: semaphorin receptor activity; protein binding. Gene Ontology annotation, cellular component: plasma membrane; semaphorin receptor complex.
UUAACAGCGGUCGCGUCCGUGGUUUGGAAACUCGGGUGCGCGCGACUUUUUUCCUCACCUGAGGGACUCGCGGCCUCUGUCACGCCCUGUCGCGUUUCGGGCCAACGUCGGCGCGCUCGGCACAGUGCUCGUAGGAGCUUCGGUGGACGCGUUUGCUGCAGUGCCUUCCUGUAUUGCAGGAAAGACGGUUUGACGUGCCGGGAAAUUAGCUGGAUACAUUGAGGGCUGGCAAGCUGGGGAACUGUCCUUACCGUAGUUCACACGCAACUUCUCCUUCUGUUUGCAGCAAGAGAAAAGCUUGGUCACGUGCAUCGGUGCGUGUAAGCCCUCAAGCAUCCAAGUAGAUCGGUGGCUCUCCAGAACUGUGUGAACAGCGAGUGCCUCCUCGCGCUCUUGUGGCAAAUGACAGAGUCUGUUGUCGUUCGAUCACCAGCCGGCUAAUGUGACAAGGUGCCAGUUGACACCAUUUCGCGGGGAUCUUGUGGACAUUUGGACUUCAGUGAGGCUGUCUAGCGGGACUUCAAGGCUGAGUGCAUUGUUUAGAGGUCAUUGAAAACAUUAUUCCUGGACCUUAGCAAAGAGAACCUGGCGCGGAUACGUGUUGAAAAGACGGUAUUCUCAUUUGGGAUACUUAAAUCAAGUCCAAGGAUAACUGCUCGACUUUCGUCAGCACGCUCUUCGUAGGAGGAACAGACCUCUGCCGAUCGUUGCGGACGGUCGCCUGCUCAAAGCUUCGCCUGAUCGUAUGACUGACGAGAGAAGUACUGUGAAGUCUGCUUAACUACAACCCGCAAGAAAUCAUCAGACCUUCUACAGCGCAUCGAAAGCUUCUGACAAGAAAGGUCGUGCAGCGGCAGGUUUCCACGGGCAGUCGUCGAACCAGUUGUGACGAUGUGUCCGUGCACCAGCCCUCGACAGUUAGGCGUCUCGGGCAAACCACCGGAGUGAAUUGCGGAGAUCAAGUGACGCCUUCAGCUGCACAUCGGAGCGACCGCGCGGAAGAAAUGCGCUCCGACGAGAAUUCCGGCCGGCGAAGCGCAUGCCGAUCGCCACCCGCUUUCCUCCGGACAGCGAUCGGCUCGGCGCUGGUCGCCUCGCUGGUCGCGGCGACCGUCGCUUCCGCGGCAGUAUUGGCCCCGCCGGACCUGAAGAAGCCGUCACCGCCGCAGCAGCUGCGCAACGUGCUGGCAUCGUAUACGACGUUCAACGAGACGGUGAACUUCACGCAUUUCGUGGUGGACACAGGCACAGGCCGCGUCUACGUGGGCGCUACGAACUGGCUGUACCAGUUCAACGCAUCCCUCGAGCUCGAGGCCUCGGUGCAGACGGGACCCGUCGAGGACAGCGUACUUUGCUCGCCCUCGGACUGCAGCGGUGUCGCAGCCGAACCGACGGACAACAUAAACAAGGUGCUGGUCAUUGAUUACAAAACACGCAAGCUGAUCGCCUGCGGCAGCAUCCACCAGGGCGCCUGCCGAAGACAUGACCUCGACGACAUCACGCAGCAGGAGGCCCUCGUAUCCGUACCCGUCGCGGCCAAUGACCGAAACUCGUCCACGUAUGCGUUCGUGGGGCCCGCGCACUACCACGGUGGGCGAGGCCCCAGGCGAGUAAUGUACGUGGCCACGACCAACAGUCGGCAGGGCCCGUACCGGGACAUGGUGCCGUCCAUCUGCAGCCGGAGCCUGGACGAACCCGGCGGUGGCCGGGGAGCUCUAGGGGGCUCGUCGGACCAGCCCUUGUUCGCCAUCAUAGAGCAGUCCUUCUCGGCUACAGCGCGUGUGGACAUUGCAAACCACAUCAAGGAUUACUACCUCGUACACUACGUGUACGGCUUCCACACGGAGCACUUUGCCUACUUCGCUACUGUUCAGCGAAAGAGCCACCUGAGGGCAUCUGAAGAGCUGGGCUACGUCAGCCGACUAGCCCGCGUGUGCACCUCGGACCCGGCGUACAGCACCUACACAGAAGUGACCCUCCAGUGCCUCGGUCCUGAUGGCACCGACUACAAUCUUCUCACUGAUGCUGGAGUCGUGGCGGCCGGCGAAGACGUUGCCGAUGAACUAGGACUAGAACCUGGCUCAUCAGACUCCCGAGUCCUCGUGGGCCUAUUUGUUGUAAGCGCCGACCACACCACACGGCCCAGUCGACGGUCAGCCAUCUGCCUUUUCGCCAUGACAGAUGUGGAGCAAAAGUUCACCGAAAAUGUCCACAUGUGCUACAACGGCAGCGUGCUCACCAGAAACAUGGACUACAUCGCAGGAAGCAUCAACCAGUGUCCCGAGCCAGGGAAAGCCGGAAACAUAAUCAACUUCUGCAAUGAGACCGUCAAGCUGAACGGAUCAGUUCCCAUCUCUGUGAAGGCGGCGAUCACGUACCCCAACGACACGCUGACGUCACUGGCUACCGUCCUUGUGGGGCACCAUAAUGUUCUCUUCGUGGGAACUGCUGAGGGAACGCUCAGAAAGAUUCUCAUCACCGGAGCCACAGCCGCUGAAGAGUUUGAGCAAGUGCCUUUAGAUCCUGGACAUAAGAUCAUACCCCAGAUAAACGUGGACGCUGCUCAGAACUUCCUCUUCGCGGUUUCCGUCUACAAGGUCAGCAAGGUUCGCAUCGAGAAAUGUCAGCUGUACGAGACCUGUGAAUCAUGCCUCGCUUCCCGCAAUCCGUUCUGUGGAUGGUGUUCUUUGGAAAGGAGGUGCACAGUGAAGGCCCACUGUCAAAACGCCACGGGCACCAUGGUUGAGAGAAGCAGCUCGGCGCGUUGGCUCUCUCUUGGCUCGAAUAAGUGCAUCGACUUCCUCGCCGUGCGGCCAGAGCAGCUGCCCUACAAGUCCAUGUCCAUGGUGGACUUGGUGAUCAACCAGCUACCGCAGCUUCCGUACGGGGCGCACUACCUCUGCGUGUAUGGCAGCAGCGCCCCGAUUCAAGCGCGCGUCACGCACUUGGGCCUCGCCUGCAUGUCCCCGCUGGUGGCGGCUCGGCCGCCCAUCGUGCCGGGGAGAGAUCACGUCAUUGUGGACUUGGCCGUGCGCUCCAGUGAGACCGACACCGACUUCAUUCACAGAGAGUUCGUCUUCUUCGACUGCAGUGUUCACAAAACAUGCAAGUCUUGUGUGAUGAGCUCGUGGCCCUGCAAUUGGUGCCUGCACGAGAAUUUCUGCACCAGCAACGCUACCGACUGCGCCCGACGCGUCAUCAUCGGAGAAAGCAACUCUCACAACUCACUCAUCAAGGGUCGACAGCACUGUCCAAGCUUCAGCAUCGACGAUGAAAUUCUGCUCCCCCAUGAGGCACGCAAGGAAAUCGCCGUGGAAGUGAGAAAUAUAUUGACACCCCUGGAAGGAUUUCAAUGCGUCGUCGAAAUUGAAGGCGCCAGGGAGCGGGUGUUUGCUCGGCUCCGGGACAACAAAGUCAUCUGCACGGAGAGCACGUACACCUACCAAGCUGAGCAAGGAGAACUACAAGCUUCCCUCACUGUUCUGUGGAAUGGCGACACUUUCAUCGACAAGACCAACGUGACAUUGUACAAGUGCCUGCUGCUGGGAAGCCACGGUGGCCGCCAGGACUGCUCCCUGUGCCUGACGCGCGACAAGCGCUACCAAUGCUCCUGGUGCGGAGGGUCGUGCAACUACGGACCAUCGUGCGUCGAGCCGGUCACCACGUCGUGCCCACCGCCCAGGAUCGAUUGGAUCCACCCUCUCAACGGGCCUGUGGAAGGAGGCACCUUGGUCACCAUAGAAGGCAGCAACCUGGGCACGAGCGAGGAAGAAAUAAGAGACAAGAUCCUCGUUGGCGGCCUUCCCUGUGUUCCAGUGGAGUACAACGUGUCAGUCAGAGUUGUCUGCCGGACGCAACCGAGCCCCCAUGGUGCGCAGGCGACGUACGUGGUCAUCGGGAAUCGCGCCGGCAUCACCAAGGCACAGGAAAAGUUUCACUACAAGCCUGUGGAGCUGACCGGAGUGCAGCCCCGCGUAGGACCUCAAUCGGGUGGCACGCGCCUGUACCUGAACGGAACCAAUCUGAACGUCGGCAGUCAUGUGAGCGUUUACCUGGACGACAUCGUGUGCCAUGUCGAAAGGUCUCUUGCAAGCAGCAGCCAGAUCAGUUGCCGAACGUCCAGGUCGCCCUACCCAUCGUAUCAGGUCUCCCAGCUGAUUCUGCGCAUUGACGGUGCCAACCUGACCCUGAGCAACCCAUUUUUCUACACUGAGGACCCUUCUUUGCACAGAAUUCAACCGCUUAAAAGCUUCCUCAGUGGAGGCAGACACAUCCACAUUUACGGAACCAACUUGACGUCUAUUCAGCAACCACGUAUGGCGGUGUUCAACAGGUUUCGCCAAGUAAACGAAACGUCGUGCCACGUGUUGAACGCCUCUGUCAUGGUCUGCCCUUCUCCGGCCGUGCUCCUGCGCAACCCGGGGAGGGACAGCAGCUCUGACGACGAGGAAGAGCAGGCGGAGAGCGCCGACGUAGUUGCACACGCCGUGGCCAGAGGGCAGCACCAGAGGAAUACGGCAGUAAAGUCAAGAGGGGAAUCCGAAGCUGGAUCCGAAGGCGACGAGCUGGACGCUGUGCGGCUUCGCAUCGGCUUCAUAAUGGACGAUGUUCGAUCGGUGCAGGAACUGAACAAGUUCUACCCAGAUGUGGCGUCGGACCUCACCUACGUUUCCGACCCGCGUUUCUUUCCCUUCGACAACGACGGUGUAAAGCUCUACAAGGGAGAGCCACUCGUCAUUGAGGGGGAAAUGCUUCGAUUGGCCACCACGGAAUCCGAAAUUAAUGUUACGAUCGGCACGCGUCCGUGCAACUUAACAUCGCUCAGCAUGAGUCAACUGGUCUGUGUUCCACCAGACGUUCAGCCUCCAAGCACCGACGAAAUCGGCCACCGGACAGAGAUGGAUUUGCCUGUUGUUGUGGUACGAGUUGGCAGUAACCUGCGCUAUGAAGUGGGCUACUUGCGGUACGAAGUGGCUAAGAUCUACGAGUUUCCGCCGGAGACUGUAGGAGCCAUUGCAGCCGGCGGAACAGUGCUGAUGCUUUUGAGCCUCGUAACGUUGGCCAUCCUGAAGCACAAGAACUCGCAGGCCGAGAGAGAAUACAAGAGGAUCCAGCUCCAGAUGGACACGCUAGAGAACAGCGUCCGGUCCGAGUGCAAACAAGCGUUUGCGGAACUACAGACUGAUAUGACGGACCUAAACAAUGACAUUCAAGCGACGGGGAUACCGACCCUUGACCACAAGGCGUACAUUAUGAAAGUGUUCUUCCCGGGUGUACCAAAUAGUCCGAUCUUGCAGGAGGUCAAACAAAUCAACGGCCCUUACAACAACUACGAGGUGGCGAUGACAAAUUUUGAGAUGCUUAUCAACAACAAGAGCUUUCUACUGACAUUCAUUGACACUCUAGAAAACCAGAACACUUUCAGCAUCAGGGACAAAGUGAACGUAGCAUCGCUGCUCAUGAUCAUUUUGCUCGACAAAAUGGAAUACGCCACAGACAUAUUGCGAGAGCUCUUAAUCCGGCUUGUGGAAAAGUACGUUGGAACAAAGCAUCCUCAACUAAUGCUCAGAAGGACUGAAUCCGUCGUCGAAAAGAUGCUAACAAACUGGAUGGCGUUGUGCAUGUAUGGUUACAUAAAGGAACACGCGGGAAGGUCACUAUUCCUCCUGUUCAGCGCGAUCAAGCAUCAAGUGGAGAAAGGCCCCGUGGAUGCGGUGACACACGAUGCUCGUUAUUCACUCUCCGAAGAGCGGCUGCUCCGAGAGCAGAUCGAGUACUGCACAGUGGUCAUUCAAGUCCUGCAAGAAGACCAGGAUGAAAAAGUCUUUUGUCGCGUCAACGACUGCGACACAAUCAGCCAAGUGAAGGCCAAAGUAUUGGACGCCCUCUACAAGAACACUCCAUGCUCAAUGCGGCCGCUGAUAUCAGAGGUUGACCUCGAAUGGCGGCACGGAAGAGGCGGUCACCUGAUUCUUCAAGACGAGGACCUCACUACAAAGACGGUUAGCGGAUGUCAGAAACUCAACACGUUGGCCCACUACGGCAUACAUGAUUCAGCCAUCAUGAGCCUUGUCAACAAAAAAAGGCGCUACUGCAAGAACGGUACGGCUACAUAUGGACCAAUCAACACACUACCAGCACGCAACAACAAUUACGAGGGUCACUACGGCAGCGCCACGAAGUACUGGCACUUGGUCAAGCCCCUCGAUGAUCGCCAUGAGUCGCAGCAGGACCAGCGGCACAAAUCUAUCCCGGAAAUAUUCCUCACCAGGCUGCUGUCCACAAAGGGAACCAUACAAAAGUUUGUCGACGACUUCCUGCACAACAUCUUAACCGUCAACGAGGCACUGCCUUGUGCCGUCAAAUGGCUCUUCGACCUCUUGGACACAACUGCGUCCACAUACGGCAUAGUCGACGCGGAGGUGUGCCAUGCCUGGAAGAGCAACAGCUUGCCUCUGCGAUUCUGGGUCAAUCUAGUCAAGAACCCCGACUUCAUUUUUGACAUUGAGAAGACGCCAAUUUUAGAUGCUUGCCUUUCCGUAAUUGCGCAGACUUUCAUGGACGCCUGCUCAACAACAGAGCAUAGACUUGGAAAGGAUUCUCCAUCCAACAAAUUAUUAUUCGCAAGAGAUAUUCCAAGUUACAGAAGACUUGUGUGCAAGUUCUACCAGGAUGUCGCGGCGUUGCCUCCAGUUUCCGACCAGGAUAUGCGAUCUGCUAUGCAUGCGUUGUCUGUGGCGCAUGCAGGGGAAGUUGAUGUCCUGAAUGCCUUGAAAGAAUUGUAUAUUUAUGUUACAAAAUACUCCGAGCAGAUACUGGAGGCCCUCGAAGAUGACGAGGCGUGCCAGGAGCUCCAGCUGGCCCAACGACUAGAGACGGUGGCGUGCACAUUAAGCGCUGAGCGAACUUUGCCGUGCUAGAACUUGUCCUUGACGAGCAGUGUGGUUACCGGUAGCAAUGUGUAAGGGGCCGCGCUCAUCCCGAGGCACACAAAAGCUGGUCUCCUAGGUGUCGGGGCCCCCUGGGGCGCUCCAAGCAACACGCACCGGACACCAACGGUGAAGCCAUGUGAUCAACCUCCAUUUGUACAGAACCCAGCGCGGCGGCGGAGACUGUUCUCAUUGUGGUGCUUGCAGCGUUGACUCGCUUCCUGCGGCAUGAUGGAUUUGCGAACGCUGUGGGAAUUUCUUUUCCUGUUCUUCUACCGAGGGCAGCCAGCGCCAUGAUGGCGCAUAGCAGUGUUUGUGCCUAUGUGUGAGUGUUUUCUUUUCCAGAGAACCCACAUUCGUGCCUGAG